AUGUCCACCACCUUCACCCCAGUCAACAAUAAUACCCCCGGUCACAAGAACAACACUGCUCCAAAGACCCCUACCAAGAAGACCAACGUGGCAAUGACCCCCAAAACCCCAACUCCCACCUCAACCAACACCAACAGCAAAAAACGCCUCACUCCAUCCUCUCCCACUACCAGUCCCAACAACAAACGUACUAAAGCACGCACCCCCCUCCCACCCAUCCCAACGACCCUCGCCUCCGCCAGUGCCUCCGACCUCCUCAUCCUCCGUCUCCGCGACGAAUCUUCCACCCCCUGGACCGCCAUCAACCAGGCAUGGACGGAGCUGACGGGGAUCAGUGUGGGCGGGUCGACCCUCCGAGCGAGGUACAAUACCAUGAAGAAGAAUUUUGUGGUCGUGGAUCCGGGUGAUGAAGCAAAGAUCCUCCAAGCUAAGAAAGAUAUCGAGGGACGAUUGGAGACGGAGAAGUGGAGAUUGAUUGCUGAGGAGGUGGGGAAGCUUGGUGGGGGAACUUAUCCUGGGGAGUGUUUGAGGAAGUAUGUGAGGGAGAUGGAGAAGGGGAUGAAGGGGGUUGCUUCUGCUGCUACUGCUGCUGCUAACGGUGGUGAUGGUGGUGGCGGUGGCGAUGAGAGUGAGGGUGAGGAUGAUGACGAUGUGAAGAUGGAGGCUGAGGAGGAUUAG
Molecule: messenger RNA, 678 nt
Organism: Aspergillus costaricaensis CBS 115574
Lineage: Eukaryota; Fungi; Ascomycota; Eurotiomycetes; Eurotiales; Aspergillaceae
Exons: 3
Coding region: 1-678 (225 amino acids)
Source: RefSeq, a predicted model, not a curated record